Molecule: messenger RNA, 384 nt
Organism: Ostertagia ostertagi
Lineage: Eukaryota; Metazoa; Nematoda; Chromadorea; Rhabditida; Trichostrongylidae
Source: the annotation of a GenBank genome assembly
AUGUCAUGGUAUAUUGAGGAGCAAGAACCUGUUUACCUCGACUAUAACGCUACCACUCCGCUUGAUCCGAAAGUGAAGACAGCGAUCACCGAUGGACUGGAGCUAUGGGCCAAUCCAUCCAGCCAAAAUCCCGAAGCUGAGAAAGCGAGAGAAGCUGUGAAGAAGGCAAGACAAUCACUCGGUGAACUUCUUCACGUGUCCGAUGCCGAAGUUAUCUUCACUUCUGGAGGCACUGAGGCGAACAACUGGGUGAUCUAUUCGGCUAUUCAGAGCUUCAAAUCCAUUCCGGAACAUUCCUCAACCAUUCCCCACGUGAUCACUUCUACAAUCGAACAUCCGUCUAUGAUGGAACCUCUCUGUCACCUUCGAGACACAAGUUCUAUU